This is a messenger RNA of Cydia fagiglandana, 1964 nucleotides long. Its product is annotated as oxidoreductase UcpA-like. The transcript has a single exon. Bases 121 to 879 code for a protein of 252 amino acids. Lineage: Eukaryota; Metazoa; Arthropoda; Insecta; Lepidoptera; Tortricidae. The record is from RefSeq and is a predicted model, not a curated record.
UAAGUUACAUAAAUAGACACUACGUAAUCGCCGCGAUAUGGUAAACACAACGUGCUCUCAGUGUCAAACACGAGCCGGCUUGAGACAGACGUGUGUUAUAGUGUUUAUAUAAAUGAACCAAUGGAUUUCACGGGAAAAGUCGUUAUAGUGACAGGGGCUAGCUCCGGUAUUGGAGCAGUCACCGCAAAAAUGUUCGCCGCCCAUGGAGCCACUCUCACAUUAGUGGGCAGAGACGAAGCGAGACUCCAAGCCGUGGCCAAAGCUUGCCAAGAAGCCAAAGGAAUCAAACCGCUACCAGUACAAUUAGACUUAACUGCGGUCAACAGUUGCAUUGUAGUCGCUCAGAAAACUGUGGAAAUUUUCGGACGAAUAGACAUACUCAUCAACUGUGCUGGAAAGAUUGGAUUAACCUCGCUAUUUGACGCAAACAUGGUGACUUUUGACGACCUGUUCGCGAUCAAUCUCCGUGUACCGUACGAGUUAACUCAAAAGUGUUUACCAUAUUUAGUGAAAACUAAAGGACAUAUAGUGAACGUGUUCUCAGCUCCUAUCCGGGCGCGGCCAGGUUUUGUGACAGGCAGCAUGAUUGCCGAAGCGCUAGAAAGAUUUACAAAGGUCAGCGCAGUAGAACUAGCACCGGAGGGAGUUAAGAUGAAUGCAGUAAGACCGGGUUUGACUAGAACCAACAUAUUGAAAAACAUAAAUAUAGAUGAAGAUGAAGCAAACGAUAUGUACGAGGCUCUAGCCGGGAUGGUGCCAAGCAGACAGAUUAUAGAGCCAGAUGAAGUGGCUAGAAUGGUUUUGCUAGCCGCUAGUGAUAUGUUCCCUAAUUUGAAUGCAGCUAAUCUUGUGGUAGAUGGAGGUGCAUCUGUGGCGUAAAAUAACUUAAGAAUCAAUUUGUGGUAUUAUAUAUUGCUGUGCUUUUGUUUUGAAGAAAUUUGAUAUGAAGUAGGAUAUUUGUCUGUUGUUGUUGAAAGGUGGUGUCGAGUUCUCGAAGAUAGGGUUAUUUGGCUGUGACUUUUAAUAUUUUCGAUAACUUUCUAACGGAAAAGUUCCCAUCAGAAUAAUCUUAAUAACACUUGUAAUAAACCACAAGUACGGUUUGGUAAAUCCACGACUGUAGAUAAUUAUCGAACAAAUUAUUAAAAUCUUAUCGAAGACAAGAUAAGUUAUCUUCAAAUGUAAUAAAGAUACUGCAGUUUUAGCCUUUAUGGGAUAGUCGUUAGUUAACGCGCUAGUAGAAUGUUUUUUUUUAAUGAACAAUUAUAUUGAAAUAAUUGUGAUUCGUGGUAUUUGACUCAGGAAUAAUAUAAGUGACCAAUGAUUGUUCCUCGACAAUAAACCUUCUUGGAAGUUGGAAGAAAGAUAAGAGAUAUUAGUUUGCAAUGAAAAAAAAAAUUGCAUGGUUUUGCUAAAACAGCUGCAUAUUAAUCAAACGAAUACAAAGAUUGCUGCUCAGAGCAUAAUAUCAAUUAGUGAGAUAAAGAGGAUAUAUGGAAGUAUUUUGUUUAUUAAAGAUAAUCAAGUAACAAGUCGUUGGUACGCGGUAUCUGUGUAACUGUACUGAGACUGAUUAAGAGUAUAGAUAGUAAAAACACUAAUUGGAUACCCACUGUUAGGGAUAAUACAUUAUUUUUGCAUAUACCUAAGUAGUUUUUAUUUCUUAAAAAUGUUUUUCGUCUUGUUUUAUGUGUUGUAGGUAUUGUUUUAUCAUAACAACCUUGCACGUAAAUCUUAUCUGACCUGUUUGGUUGUUAUGUGCGGUUGAACAGGUUUUUUCUACCAGACUAGACUUAGACCAAGAUAAGUCUGCAACGAUUUAGAUAGCGCACGCAGUGCAAGUGUUAUUUUAAACGUCAAACUGCUAAGAAAUUAUGACGUAUAAAUCUAUCUAUCGUCUAUCGAAAUCGUUGCAGACUUUUCUUGGUCUAGCUGUAAUAAAUAUUUCCAUGCGAAGAUAUUUU